Messenger RNA from Sugiyamaella lignohabitans, 366 nucleotides. RefSeq lists its product as uncharacterized. Lineage: Eukaryota; Fungi; Ascomycota; Dipodascomycetes; Dipodascales; Trichomonascaceae. The record is from RefSeq and is a predicted model, not a curated record. The coding region runs from base 1 to 366 and encodes 121 amino acids. Gene Ontology annotation, biological process: lipid catabolic process. Gene Ontology annotation, molecular function: triacylglycerol lipase activity. The transcript has a single exon.
AUGGGUGUAGGGCCCGAGGUGCCUAAAAUGCCACUAUAUAUGUAUCAAGGAGUUCAAGACGAGGUGGCACCUUUGUCAGAGGUUGAUAAAUUGUACAAUUCAUACUGUUCUCGAGGAGCAACCAUUACAUAUCAAAAGAAUGCUGCUGCUGGUCAUGUUGGAAACAUGAUUUUAGGAAGUGGACCCGCUUUAGGGUGGCUAGAAGAUAGACUAAACGAUAAACCUACGACGACCGGAUGCUCAACAACUACUCUACCCCUCGGAGGAGCUCUUCAACCAUCAAAUUUAAGCAUUCUAGGUAGUUUGGCUGUUAACGAUAUCAUGAGUUUAUUUGGGAAAAAAAUUGGCAGCCUAAAAUUUUCGUGA